Molecule: messenger RNA, 848 nt
Organism: Amphimedon queenslandica
Lineage: Eukaryota; Metazoa; Porifera; Demospongiae; Haplosclerida; Niphatidae
Product: elongation factor 1-beta-like
Exons: 7
Coding region: 88-747 (219 amino acids)
Biological process (GO): translational elongation
Cellular component (GO): eukaryotic translation elongation factor 1 complex; cytosol
Molecular function (GO): guanyl-nucleotide exchange factor activity; translation elongation factor activity
Source: RefSeq, a predicted model, not a curated record
CUGGUUGCUGCAGACUGCACGUGCUGUGUUCAUUCAGGGUCUUUUGUUAGGUUCUUUCAACUAAUUCUACAACAGACACCAAUAGUGAUGGGGUUUGGUGAUUUAAAGUCUUCUGCUGGUCUUCAGUCUCUUAAUGAAUAUUUAUCUGAUAAAAGUUACAUUGAAGGCUAUGUUCCUUCCCAAGGUGAUGUAGCUGUGUUCAAUGGUGUUGGAUCAGCUCCUGGUUCACAAUAUGUUAAUGUGUUGCGUUGGUACAGGCACAUUGCUUCUUAUACUAACGAUGAAAGAUUGGCGUUUCCUGGUGUUCAGAAGCCGUUAGAUCAGUAUGGUGGGGCCAGCACUUCAGCUCCUCCAGCUGAUGAUGAUGACUUUGAUCUGUUUGGGGACGACGAUGAAGAGGAGGAAGCCGAGGCUGAGAGGAUCAAGCAGGAGCGUAUUGCAGCAUAUAAUGCAAAGAAAAGCAAAAAACCUGCCUUGGUUGCAAAGUCCAAUAUAAUCCUUGAUGUGAAACCCUGGGACGAUGAGACCGACAUGAAGGAGGUUGAGGCUAAAGUCCGCACUAUUGAGGCUGACGGGCUCUUAUGGGGAGCAUCUAAGUUUGUUCCACUGGCUUAUGGUAUCAAGAAACUUCAGAUUUCCUGUGUUGUAGAAGAUGAUAAAAUUGGUACUGACUUCCUAGAAGAAGCCAUAACAGCGUUUGAGGAUCUGGUACAAUCUGUUGAUGUAGCCGCUUUCAAUAAAGUUUAAAAAAAAAGAACUUGUUUAAAAAUAUUAAAUAGUUUUGGAAUGCGUAGUUCUCUUCAUAAGUGUAACACAUUGUGAGUGCACACAAUACAAUUCAAUACAUA